Molecule: messenger RNA, 1632 nt
Organism: Cucumis melo (muskmelon)
Lineage: Eukaryota; Viridiplantae; Streptophyta; Magnoliopsida; Cucurbitales; Cucurbitaceae
Product: nuclear-pore anchor
Exons: 7
Coding region: 191-1162 (323 amino acids)
Biological process (GO): mRNA export from nucleus
Cellular component (GO): nuclear pore
Molecular function (GO): structural constituent of nuclear pore
Source: RefSeq, a predicted model, not a curated record
UAGAAAGGUGAAAAGUUACACAUUUAUGAAAAUUCGGGUUAUGUGAGACAGAAGCAUUCCCCUCUCAUAUUACCUUUUCCGCUUCUUUCCUUUCCAACUCCCUCCAGAAAACCAUUCAUACCUUCUCUCCGUGGUAUAUUAGCCCGCAGUUGAUCUGCGCCGGGCAUUUUGUACCGCAAAUCCAGCUAAAAUGGCCCAUUUAUUCAUCUCCGACGAGGAGUUCUCUCGUCACUCCGACGACGCUGCUUUUCUGGCCGAGAAGGCCGAUGUCUUCAUCCAAGGUCUCCGCAGCGAGCUCGAGACCGUCAGAGCCCAAGCUGAUGCUGCUUCAAUCACUGCGGAGCAAACUUGUUCUCUUCUUGACCAGAAGUUCCUCUCUCUUUCAGCUGAGUUCUCUGACCUCCAGUCUCAGAAUGCACAGCUUCAAACGACCCUCGAACUCAGGCUCUCCGAGCUUGCGGAAGUCAAGUCCCAAAAACACCAACUCAAUUUACUUUCCCUUGGGAAGGAUGGUGAGAUAGAGAGGUUAAAUACAGAGUUAUCUGAACUGCAUAAAUCAAAAAGACAGUUAAUGAAGCUUAUCGAGCAUAAGGACUUAGAAAUUAGUGAAAAAGAUUCCACUAUAAAGAGUUAUCUUGACAAGAUUGUCAAUUUGUCCGAGACAGCUGCUCAAAGAGAAGCCCGUAUAAGCGAGGUCGACAUGGAGUUGGUGCGUUCCCGGGCUGAAUUCGCUCGUCUUACACAGGAGAAAGAACUGAUUGAGAGGCAUAACGUGUGGCUUAAUGAUGAAUUAACUGCUAAAGUAGGCAGUGUCGUUGAGCUGCAUAGGCUUCAUUCUGAUACCGAGGCUGAACUGUCUGCAAAACUUAGAGAUGUUGAGAGACAGUUGGAUGAAUGCUGUAGCUCCUUAAAAUGGAAGAAGGAUAGUGUGAAAGAACUUGAGAUGAAGCUAACAUCUGCACAGGAGGAAUUGUGUUUGUCAAGAAGAAUGGCUGCAGAAAAUGAGGAACGUCUUUGUGCUGAAAUAUCAACAAUUGUGCUACGGCAGCCCGUGCAGAGACGUUUGCUGAUAUCGGGUCAAAUGUGCCAGGUGGAAACGAGGGAAUUCGAUAGGAGGAUGGCUUGGAUAUGGAGUUCCCCACUAUGUACAACUCGUGAAUGAACAUGUCGCUUGAAAACAUGAUGAGUGCACGACCUAGUAGGUCAAGCGACACCAAGAGGGGUUCCAGCGAGUUGAAGAGGAAACACAACAUGCAAAAUUUUGAGAUUUUUGAGCCCAUUCGCGAUGCCAUGGACUGCACGAAUGACCAGUUGAGGGUCAUUGCGAAUUGGCCAGAUAGAGCUAGCCAGAAGGAAGACGCUUUGGUACAGGAAGUCAUUACGCAGGUGCAGUCCAUUCCUCAACUCAGUGUAGAGGAUAGUGCAAAAUGUAUGAUGGUAAUGGCAUAGAAGUCGUCGCUUAUGAAAACCUUCUAGGUCUUGCUCAAUGAGAUGAAGUUCGCCUAUUGCAGGGUCAUUCUGAUGUAAUUGAUGGCACUAUUUAAAUGCAUUACGAAUAAUAUUUUUUUUCAUAUUUCAUUUUGUUUCAAUGUAAUUCUGUUGUUUGUUUAAAUCGAUUGUUAACGUUUUGCA